This is a messenger RNA of Knipowitschia caucasica, 237 nucleotides long. NCBI's taxonomy places the organism in Eukaryota, Metazoa, Chordata, Actinopteri, Gobiiformes, Gobiidae. The record is from the annotation of a GenBank genome assembly.
AUGCUGACCUUAUACUUCUUCUACUCUCCUCGCGCGCACGCCCCUCCCGUCCGGGCCGGAGGAGAUGGACUGCCCUGCAUUCUCAUCGCGGCAGCUCCUGGUUUUGCUGCUUUACGGAUGGACACGGCGAGCUGCGGUGAUGGCUUAUCCGACCACGGUUUCCGGCAAACGCAGCAGCAGCAAGACCCGGCGGUAAACAACGGAUUUGGACAGUGCAGGGUCGGGCAAGAGAUUUGA